Trichomonas vaginalis G3 is the source of this 429-nucleotide messenger RNA. RefSeq names its product protein of unknown function (DUF296). Bases 1 to 429 code for a protein of 142 amino acids. The record is from RefSeq and is a predicted model, not a curated record. NCBI's taxonomy places the organism in Eukaryota, Parabasalia, Trichomonadida, Trichomonadidae. The transcript has a single exon.
AUGAGUUCUGGAAAGGGUUAUAUUGCAUUCAGGCUACGUCCUGGUGAAGAUUUAUACACAUCAAUACAAGAACAAGCUGUUAAAAAUGGUUGUAAUGCUUGCGCUAUUGUUACUUGCGUUGGUUCCUUAAAAGAAUGCCAUGUAAGAUUAGCUGGAGCAACAGCAACAGAUCAAGUCAUUGUCCCUAUCCCUGGACCGCUAGAAAUCGUAUCAUUAACAGGAACAAUAAGCCAAGGAAAGGCUCACAUUCAUAUUUCAGUUUCUGAUAAUAAAGGACAAGUUUUCGGAGGACAUUUAGUUAAAGGGUCUCUAAUAGAAACUACUGCUGAAAUUGUUCUUGUAAAUUUAAAUAAUUUUGGAAUCCAAUUCACACGAGAAUUCGAUCAGGCCACAGGAUUUAACGAGCUUGUUGUGAAAUAUGAUAAUUAA